AUGCCAAACCAGGCAACCUCCCAACAACCUCCCAAAACAGUCAACCUCCCAACCAGCAAACCUCCCAACAACCUCCCAACCAGCAACCUCCCAACCACCUCCCAACUAGCAACUUCCCAACAACCUCCCAACCACCUCCCAAACAGGCAACUUCCCAACAACCUCCCAAACAGUCAACCUCCCAACCAGCAUUCUCCCAACAACCUCCCAAACAGCAACUCUCCCAAACAACCUCCCCAAACCAGUCAACCUCCCAACCAGCAACCUCCCAACAACCUCCCCAAACCACCUCCCAACCAGGCAACUUCCCAACAACUCCCAACCACCUCCCAUACAGCAAACUCCCACAACCUCCCAACAGUCAACUCCCCAAAACCCACAGCAACCUCCCAAACAACCUCCCAACUAGCAACCUCCCAACAACCUCCAAAACAGGCAGCCUCAAACAACCUCCCAAACAGUCAACCUCCCAACCAGCAAUCCUCCCAACAACCUCCCAAACAGCACAACUUCCAACAACCUCCCAAACCAGGUCAACCUCCCCAACCAAGCCAUCCUCCCACCCAGCCAAGCCUCCCAAAACCCCCAACAACCUCCCAACCAGGCAACCCCCCAACCAGCAACCUCUUAACAAUCUCCCAACCAGUCAACCUCCCAACCAGUCAACCUCCCAAUCAGUCAACCUCCCCAACCCAGUCAAUCUCCCAACCAGCCAACCUCCCAACCACCUACCGCAACCAGGCACAAUCUCCCAACCAGCAACCUCCCACCAUCAACCUCCCAACCAGCAACCUCUCCAACCACGCAAUUCUACCCACUCCCAACCAGGCAAAUACACCUCCCACAGCAAAACAACCAUAA
This is a messenger RNA of Salvelinus sp. IW2-2015, 861 nucleotides long. NCBI's taxonomy places the organism in Eukaryota, Metazoa, Chordata, Actinopteri, Salmoniformes, Salmonidae. The record is from RefSeq and is a predicted model, not a curated record.